This is a messenger RNA of Sinocyclocheilus anshuiensis, 931 nucleotides long. It is a transcript of the gene neurl1ab, whose product is annotated as neuralized E3 ubiquitin protein ligase 1Ab. The transcript has 3 exons. The coding region runs from base 1 to 492 and encodes 163 amino acids. NCBI's taxonomy places the organism in Eukaryota, Metazoa, Chordata, Actinopteri, Cypriniformes, Cyprinidae. The record is from RefSeq and is a predicted model, not a curated record.
AUGUGUGUGGAUAACUCCACUCCUCUGUGGAUGAUCUUCCAUUUACAGCCACACAUCAAGCAAAUCAGCAUACUGGGCACUUCCUGUGGUGACUCUCCAUCCUGUUCAGAAAUACAGAGGUCCAUCUUUAGUGAUGCCAGUCACCUCUCAGCCAAUCAGAUUCACAGUACAGCAGUCAGGGGUUUUACAGACAGCUUUGAGUCCCGCCCACAGAGUCUCUGCAGUUCUGUAGGGACAACAUUCAGUUCACUGUCCUCAGAAUCUCCCAGUACCCCGUCAUGCUAUGCGAUUACUGGUGAGUGUUUGAUUUGCUGUGAGAGGGCAGUGGACUCAGUGCUGUACGCAUGCGGACACAUGUGCGUGUGCUCUGUCUGUGGUGGGAAGCUAAUGGAGAUGUCAAACCCAUCUUGCCCCAUGUGUCGCAGCCCAAUCAGAGACGUCAUCAAAAUAUACCGCAGCAUGAAAACUGAAAACCACCUCUCUAACAAAUAGGAUGACAGUACUGGGUGAUUCUGAAGAGGCUCCUUCACAGGUUGAGCAAGGAAGAGGUACUAAAUGACUGCUUGAUUACUAAAUGACCAAAAAUGCAGAGAAAACCCAGAAGUACAGUAACUGCAUAAGUGGAUGGCACAACAAUAAUGUAAUCCCAGAUAAUAAGUCUCUAUUGCCUAUAAAUCUCUAUGGACAAAUGGCUAGAUGUGCAUAAUGGGAAAUCAAGCUACUAUGAGACUAAUUCUUAUUUUCGUUUGAUAAUAUCCUACUAACUUCAUACUGUUAAAAGACUGUUCACAAAUAGUUCUUUAACUUGUAUAUGUUAAAUCAAUCCAGAAUAAGAAUCUGAAAACUACAUUGUGGAUUUGAUGUGUUGGUAAAUAUAUUAAACUGAAAAACUAAAAACUGUUUUACAUACCAAAGUAGACAUUCACAAAAC